AUGCAGCUCAAACUCUCUCUUCUUGCAGCAGCCCUCCUCCCCUUGGGCCUUAGUGCUACCCCUGUCGGAGUUGAAAAUGGCAUCAGCGCUAGAGAGGACGUAAACGUCUUUUCUCGACAGAGAUGCCAGAUCAUCGGCGGUGCUGAGCAAGUAAACUGCCGCCUCGGGCCAGGCACCAAAUACCGAAAGGACACCACAUUGGGCAGAUAUUCGUAUUGGAGAUUUGACUGUGUGAAAUCUGGAGAAUGUAUUACCAUUCGCGGGAAGGUUAACUGCCCCAACAACAACAACCCACAUGCCAUCAUGGCUCAACAGUCGGCAUACAUACUGCGCUUACCAAAUGAGAUACUAGACAUUAUAUUCCCUUUGACUGCGGCAAGGUGGUACUGGGAAGGAUGCGACACCGCACUGCUUCUCACCUGCAAACGUUUUUAUGCAAUUUGUCUUCCACACUUAUAUCGCGCGAUUCACUUCUAUGUGCCUCCUCCCACUCGAGCACCUGCAACAAGGAUCGAACAGUUUCACCAGACAGUGAAGUCGCAGCCUGCCCUUGGAAGGUUGUGCAAGAAAGGCAGCUUUAGUCUGGUAGCAUACUUUGAUGGACGAAAUCACAAACGAAAUCUCUCCAUUGCGACAGAACUGUUAUGUUCCCUGCCAAAUAUCAGGGAGCUGAGACUGCAUUGUGACUUCUCUAUGCCACUUGUUAGGCCCAUGGUUCAAACCGCAUUACGCCAUAUGCCGCUCCUCAGCGAGCUUAAGCUUCACGGAUCUUCACAUGGGCCGCCCUUGAAUCUGAUUUGCAAAGACUUGAACCAUGCUACCCUCCCAAGGCUAUAUCUUGUCUACCCUAUCGUAACGGCUGGGUCUAUUUCUAAAUAUUUUCUCCCGGAAGCUUCAAUACCGACAUCUGCUGUGACUUCGUUAGAAAUCAUGGGCUUUGAACACGGACCAGAGAGUCUUCAACGGUUCCUGGGAUGGUUCAAAGCUCUGACACAUAUCACGGUCAGGUCCUCAGUUUAUACAUCGGCAAGUUGGGAAUCCAUACUCCGGGUGCAUCGAACCUCGUUGAUUAGUAUCGAUAUUUGCGAUGUUGAGCACCGUGACAAUGCGCCCAUCAAUUUCUCCGACUUUACUCAACUGGAAACGUUGGGCAUCAAUAUUUAUAACUUGGACUGUUCCCCAGAAACCGCCUCGUCAACUUUAUUAGCCCCUAGGCUUCGCCAUCUUGAAAUAAGCUGCGCUUGUCGGGAUGAGCUGGACGAGCUGUGGAGGGACAUCAAGCGAAACAGCAUGGAUUGGAUGCUGCGUUUCAUCCAGCUUGCUUUAAAGCAAGGGUCGGCGCUACGAACUAUACACAUCGAUUACAAGCCAGCCUUGGAAUGGUUUGACGGUCGAGGGAUCGUGGAGUAUCCGUGGGAUCUUCUAAAAGAGGCCAAAGAAGUUCUGCAGUCUCAGGGAAUCACUUUAUAUUAUGCCGACCCGCCUAUGACUAAAAAGGAUUUUGAGCAAGCUAUACGCUGA
Molecule: messenger RNA, 1521 nt
Organism: Uncinocarpus reesii 1704
Lineage: Eukaryota; Fungi; Ascomycota; Eurotiomycetes; Onygenales; Onygenaceae
Exons: 2
Coding region: 1-1521 (506 amino acids)
Source: RefSeq, a predicted model, not a curated record